Molecule: messenger RNA, 11717 nt
Organism: Mytilus californianus (California mussel)
Lineage: Eukaryota; Metazoa; Mollusca; Bivalvia; Mytilida; Mytilidae
Product: B-box type zinc finger protein ncl-1-like
Exons: 12
Coding region: 160-2871 (903 amino acids)
Biological process (GO): positive regulation of DNA-templated transcription
Cellular component (GO): chromatin; nucleoplasm
Molecular function (GO): protein binding; zinc ion binding; ubiquitin-protein transferase activity
Source: RefSeq, a predicted model, not a curated record
GUUUAGGUCAAUGUACAAAUUGGCCAGUAUUGGCAGUAAAUUGUUGAUGUGGUGUUCAUGCAUUCUGAAAUAUUGAUACCAAAAUGCCAAUUUAUUAGCCAACGCAUGAAAAUACAGACUGGCACAGAAAACAAUAAGUUAACAGACAUAGAAUAAAAGAUGUCCUCUAAGGAAAAUUCUCCUAGGGAGUCUCCAAUUGAUUCACUUACAUGCAGCCUGGAAAAUGACGAAAAUACAUGCAGUAAAUGUGGGUCCAUGUUCAAUCAGCCUAAGAUCCUGACUUGUCUGCAUGUGUUCUGUCAGUCCUGUUUGGAGAAGGAAAUUGAAGAGAGAGAAGAAAAUGCACCAAAAGAUGUUAUUGUUUGUCCUAAAUGUAAGCAGGAAACACAUAUUCCUGAAAAAGGAAUACAAGAGUUGCCUAUUGACCAUGUGACAAUAGAUCUACUGGAGAUGUCAGCUAUGAAUGAAAUGAAACUUGUCUGCACCAGUUGUAAAGCUAAGGAGAAGGCUGUUGCAAGAUGCUGUGAUUGCGCUAGUUACCUGUGUGAAAACUGUGUCACUGCACACCAGUUUAUGAGAUGUUUCGAUAAUCAUAAGGUUGUGAAGUUUGAUGACAUGCAGGAUACAGAGACAGUUUCCUUUCAUAAGCCAAUAUUCUGUUCCAGUCACCCAACAGAAAAAAUGAAAUUUUUCUGCAUGAGCUGUCAGGUACCAAUUUGUAACGAGUGUAUGUUAGCAGACCAUAAGCAACCAAAUCACCAUUAUGAGAGAAUAACUGAUAUUGAAGAGACUCAGAGAAGUGAUUUUGAUGUGCUUAUAACAGAGUGUAAAAGUAAGGUGUCAGCAUGUAAUGAGGCAUCAACUUCCCUAGAAAAUUCUUUGUCAGACCUGCAGAUGCAGAGAGAUGACGCUAAAGGGCUAAUUCAAGAAACAUUCCAGACAUACAGAACUGUACUUGAAAUACAAAAGGAAAAGAUGUUGGAGGAACUAGAAAAUCGUCAUUCUUGCCAAGAACUUGCCAUAAUGGAAUUGUUCCAUAAUGUUGAGAAAACUUCAGAUAAAAUUGAGGACUGUUGCACUUUUGCUGAAAGAGUUCUCAAGCAUGGAAAUGGUUUACAACUAUUGAUGAUGAAGAAAAUGAUAAUGUCACAGUUGCUUAAACUGAUCAACAAUACUCCAAAAGCUGAUGUUAAUGUUAACAUUGAGUUUCACACUGAUGGCAAAGUCUUCCAAAAUGCAGUAGAGAAUUCUUUCGGUUCAUUCACCAAGGAAACUCCUAAGCAACCAGAGCGACCAUCCUCCUCACUGCAUUCCUCUUUUGAGAAUGAAGGUUUCAACUUACCACAUAUGAUGAAUGAUCACAGCAUGAUGCCUCCACCAAUGUCAAGUGCAAGCUACAUGUCCAACAAUCUACUGCAAGAAACCGAGGCAAACAACAUGGGACUUGGUCUGACAAAUGUUGGAAAUUUCCAUAAUAUUGGCUCGUCAAUGAAUCCUCCAAUGCAUGGUGCAAUUACCGGUGGUACCCAGUCAAUGGCUGAAGGGUCCAGUCUGUCUAGAAGCUCUCAUAGCCCUGCCAUGUCUGACAGUGGGAUAUCUGUUGAUGCUGCCAGUAACAACAGUGGUUCUAGUGUGCAGCCAAUGUUUAACAAUAUAGCAGCCUUAGCUCAGAUGGGUUCAGUAGGAGGCUUUGGUGGACCUAAUGAUUUAGGUGGUAGCCACUCAGUGACACCAAUUACCAGUAGUCCUGAUAUUCAACACAAUCUACUGAAUCCACCUACCCCAAGAUCACAGACACCUAAUCUGGAUGCCCUUGACAGACUAGUACAAAACCCUCAGCCUCCCAUUGGAACUAUUGGAGGAGGAAUGAGUAGUGUGGGAACUAUUGGUAGCAACAUUGGCCCAAUAGGAUCUUCUUCCAACAUGACCAGUCUCAGCAACAUAAUGACAAGUUCUACUGGAAGUUUAACAAGUGGUAGUGGAAUGAACAGUCCAGGAAGCAGCAUUGGGCAAUAUCCACCUGUCAGGAGGAGUAACAAAACCAGUGCCAUGCAGAUCAGGUGUAAAUUUGGACAGCUUGGACCUGGAAAAGGACAGUUCAAUUCACCACAUGGAUUUUGUCUUGGACAGGAAGAAAACAUUGUAGUGGCAGAUACUAACAACCACAGAAUUCAGUGUUUUGAGAAAACUGGUGAAUUUCAGUAUCAGUUUGGAAUUCCAGGGAGAGAGGAAGGACAGCUGUGGUAUCCAAGAAAAGUGGCAGUGAUGAGAAAUUCUGGAAAGUUUGUUGUCUGUGACCGUGGAAAUGAAAGAUCAAGAAUGCAGAUCUUCACCAAAAAUGGUCAUUUUGUGAAGAAAAUUGCCAUAAGAUAUAUAGACAUUGUUGCUGGUUUAGCUAUUACCCAACAAGGACACAUAGUAGCAGUUGAUAGCGUUUCUCCUACUGUAUUCUGUAUAACUGAGGCUGGAGACCUUCUUAAGUGGUUUGAUUGUAGUGAUUACAUGAGAGAGCCAUCAGAUAUAGCUAUCAGUGGGAAAGACUAUUUUGUCUGUGAUUUUAAGGGUCAUUGUGUUGUUGUUUUCAAUGAAGAAGGUCAUUUCAUCCGGAGAAUUGGAUGUGAGAACAUCACAAAUUACCCUAAUGGUAUUGAUAUCAGUGAUGCUGGAGAUGUUUUGAUUGGAGAUAGCCAUGGAAACAGAUUUCAUGUCGCUGUAUUCCAGAGGGAUGGAUCAUUGAUUGGAGAGUUUGAAUGUCCUUAUGUGAAAGUGAGCCGUUGCUGUGGAUUAAAGAUAACAUCAGAAGGAUACGUUGUCACUCUUGCUAAGAACAACCACCAUGUGCUGGUACUUAAUACCUUAUACAUAGUUUAAACAGAUCAAUGGGGAAGAAGCAAGAGUAUGUACAAAAAAAAGAAUAUUUUUGAAAAUACAUGUGUUAAAAAGUGCUUAGUUUAUUUUACUGUUUAGCAGUGCUUUUGAAAAUAUGGAAAGCAGUUAAAGCUUCUUGUAUUUAAAGAUACACCUUGGUGGUCAUUUAUAUACAUUUUAUAUACAUAUUAUAAAAGGGCUAUACAGGGCCUUGUUGUAGCCACUGUGUUAAUAUACUUUAUUUUUUUCUUUGUUUUUCUUUUAGUUGCAAUUUUUAUACACAGAUUAAUACUAAUAAGAAUUUACAUAAUUUUAUUUUAUAGCAAAUGUUGUUUACUUAUCAUAAUGCAACUUGUAUAUUAAUAUACAUUUAAAAUGGACUAUCUGUAGUAGUGGUAGGUGGUUAUCCAAUAAUGAAAAUAAAAGUCAAAUUACCAUCUAUGCUAUUUUUUAUCCAAGAGCUAAGCUUCUGAUUUAAUGAUAUUAAAAUAUACUAAUAUUUUAGAUGAUUAAAAUAAGUUUGAAAAAAACAGGGUCUCUUACUUGUCAUUUUUACUGUUUUAAACUGAUUAAUUCUUGGUUAUACAAAAAAUAUGCAUAAAAUGAAUUCCUACACCUGAAAAUAAUGUUUAAUUCAAAUUGUGAAAGGAACAGAUAAUUGUACAUAUGCAUUGAUGUUAUAAGUAAGAGACUCUGAUUAGUCAAAAUUUACGUUAAAUGUGAUUAUCUCAUUGAUGUAGAUCCUAUUUGAUAACAUAAAAUGUUUGUCAGAUAUUGCAAGACAAGAAAUUUUUAUUCUCAGGAAUUUUUUUAUUUAUUUUUGAUUGACCAUACAUUCAGAAUACAAUUCAAAAGAUGAAAUGUCACUUAAAAAUCAAGUGAAAAGUUAAUCUUUGCAUGUAGUGCAUGCUUUAUAAUGAAAUUUUUACCAUAGAAUAUAAGUGCAAAAAAGAUGCAUAAAAAUUUGAAUGCUGUAGAAUUUUUAUGCAGAAGUGUUUUUGUAUUAACUCUAGUCACAUACUCAGAUUAUAUUUAACAUGACCAGUUUUUGCUGUGCCUUACAAAGGGAUUUGAUUUUUAAUUAUUUUUUUCUGUGUUCAUUCUAAUUGAUGGCUUUACAAAUUGAUAUCAUAUUUUGUGACUGGUGAUGUUGAUCAUUUACACAUAUUAAAAAGAUAUAUAUAUCUAUAUAUUUACACUUACAUUGUAUUAUUAUUAGUUGUAUUUUUUAAAACAUGUUCUUAUAUUUUAUUGUUUAGAACCAGAUUGCUCAUAAGUCAUUUUUCGUUGAUCAUUCAUUAACAAAUUGUAGAAAUGUCUUACCCACCAUCUAUAGCAUGCUGCAAAAAAAAUUGUUGGUGUAAAUGUACUUUGCAGUUACACUAUUUAAAAAAAAAUCAAACAAAUAAAAGUAUGUAUAGGGGCUAGUGUCUAGGAUUAUAUACAUUUCAUUUACAGAAAUAUUUCUUUAUGUAUUCUAAUAAUGUAUAUUUUAUUCAGUAUAUUUUUUCUUUUUUCUGGAAAAGUUGGAAAAGAAACUAUUAAAAAUGAGGCUCCCUUUUGAGUCCAUUUUUAAAAGCUACUUAUUUAGUCUCAUUGUUUCACUUUUCAUUAUAAUGACAAUCUAGUUUUAGUGGUUACAACGAGCUUUUCAUUAUUCAUAAUUAACACAGACUGAUUUUAGUCCGUUAAAAUAUGUUUUCAUGUUCCAAUGUUAGAAAAAUGUAUUGAAAAAAAAAUAAAAAAAAUAAUAAAAUAAUAUUUGAGGUUAUCCAAAACACUGUUGUUAUUUUAUUUGUGUAAAAUUUUCAAUGGGUACAAGAGAUUAACCUAUUAAAGAAUGUUAUUUACUGAUUUGAAUAACCUCAACAAAAAAAUGUAUAAAAAUAUAUGAUGUUUUGAAAAUAUUUUUAAAUAUUUCAAUGCUUUCAAAUUUUGACUGUUUGCAUUUAGAAAAUAUUUUGAUUGUUCAUUUUUUUUUUCUUAAUUGUUAAAAUGUUACUGUGAAUAAGUUGAAUGUCUAUGCCAAGAAUCUUUCAUAGAUAAGAUGUACAACUAUAGGGUUUAGGGUAAUUUACAUGGUUCAUUUUCACAUCCUUUAUAUUUUAUGUGGAAGUAAACUUUGUAUGGCUGAUGAUCCUAUGAAGCAAUUUUAUUUUUUUUUACUUUGAGUGCCAUCUUUUAUUAAUACCAGAACAAGACUGUUACAGGAGAAAUUUUAUAAAUUAGCUUUUGUUUUGCCUGUAGAACUUACCAAGCACUGAGAAGGAGACUUCUGUUGUUUUAUAUGCGAGAUUUUUUUUUAACCCGGAUGAAACUACAUUAAGUACAAAAACAUUUGCUAGUUGUCUUGCUCCAGUUUUUCCCUAGAAAUAAAAACAGAGUGGAGAUUUAAGCAGUUUCAAUCAGAAAAUAAUGUCCUCAUUUUAAAAUAUUAAAACAAUAUUUGUUUAGAAGCUUGCUUUACAGUUGCAGUUUAGCUAUUAUGAAAGACUUUAGAUUUUAUAGGCCUGUCAGUGGAUGUAUUACAGUAGAUUGUUGUCCCUCUGUCCAUUGGUACAUAUUAUGUGAUAACUCAAAUUGACUUUUUCCAAUCUUGUGAAAUUUUUACAUUUUUUUAAUCUGGAGACCUUGUGGAAUUGUUAUUCAAUAGUUUCAGGAAUUGAAUCAUUGAAAAUUUGAGUAUACAAGUCAUAUCUCAAAAGUCUAGUUUUCUUUAAGGGAUCUAAUUUUUCAUGCCGGUCAUAGAUGGGAUGUUUUUGAUAUAGAUACCAUUGUCCGUCCACAAGUCCUAUAAAGGCUAGAGAAUGCUUUCAUCAAAUUUCAUGAAAGCUGAUAUGAAAUAUUUAGAUAGAUGGAAGAAAUAUCCAUUUGAAAAUUUUUGAUUUGGUCGUUUCAGAGUUGUGAACUUAACCGUCAGAUUUAAGGCAUUUUAUCACAUAUCACUGCAUUCACUAAAGCUUGGAUUGAUUUAAAAAAUAAAAUUUUUAUUAUGUUCAGAUUAGUGAACUAAGCUCCCUUUCAAUAUUGAAAUUAUUUUUGUUUGUUUUUGGUAGUUCUGAAACUGUCUGAUUAAAGUCAACUGAAGUAUGCUUUGAUGGAUUUACUUGAAAUAUUACACUGUUUUGGGGAUAGUUUAAAGUAAGCCUCUUUUUUUCAAUUUUGAAAAUUUUCUUGCAUGUUAUUCCAGAGGUCAGAGGCUUGAAACAUCAGAAUUGAGCAAUUUUCCCACAUGUUGCUUACUAAUUCUAGUAUGUUUGGAUAAAAUAACUUCUACUAAAAGAAAUCUUCCAGCUAGUGUUCCUGCAUGGCCAUUUUCUGACUUCUGAUUUAAUGCCUUUUUCGAUAAAGCAAUUAAUUCUUUGAACAAUUUCCAUGUAUUUAACAGGUGUUCUUUGUGCCCCUAGCACAUCUGUUAUAUUACACAAUGUAAAGGGUUUUCUAAUUUGUCAGUUGUGGGACUUUUAUAUGGGAAUAAUGGAAAAUAAUUAUAACUAGGAAUAUGCCUAAUGAUAACUCAAAAUUUCUGUAUCUUGUUGUAUUGAAAUUUUAUAAUACAAAGCUAUUGCCUAGGAAUGAAAUCUUUCAUUUAAAUUUGUUUAUAUCCUAAAUUGUGAUUCUAAAGUUAAUGAGACUAGUCAUCAUAAUUCAAAUGUGUAAACAAAGUUGCAGUCAGAUGUAUCAUCCCAAAUUCUUACAGGUUUCUGAUUCUAAGCAGAUAAAUGCACCAACUCCAAAAUACCACAUUCUUUUGGAGAAGUAUCUAUGAUAAGGGACUUUCCAAUUUGAAUUUUCAUUGGAGUUUGUAUUUUUGUUAUUUUACUUUUUAAAGAAACUUGAUAAUUAAUUUCUAAAGAAAACAAUCAUGGCAGUUCAAUUAUCACUAUUUGGACAGUAGUUCAUUCAAAAAUACCAAUGCAUGGUUCUGUUCAGAUAUAUUUUGUAUAGCGGAAAAUAUAAAAUAAAGUUUGCAGACAAAUGAUAGGUUUAUCUGCCUAGGACACUAGGCUAUACAAUAAAUGUCUGACCGUGAAGUAACUUUUUUCUGCAACUAUUGCAGAGUUAUUUCAUCUAAGUAUAGUAAUUUGAGAAAACUUAUUUUUGUUUUUUAAGGUCUUGCCCAACAAGCUGGUUAAGAAUAAAGUACAUUAUAAUUUAUGUUGAUUUUUCAAUACUCCUUUAAAUCUAGAUGGCAGUUCUGCAUAAUAGGUAUAUUCUAUUUUAUACUGUGUUCAAGUGCACCUAAAUGAUAUUGUAUAAGUUUGUAAAUACAUGUAUUUUUCUGUCUCAAAUUCACAUGUGAUCAAAAUUUUAUUGUUUUUUUGUAUGAUGUUUAAGUAGAUAGUAAAUAAUUAGCAGCAGAAAUUACUGUAACAGUCUUGUUUUGCUACAAAAUCUUGGAAGAGAGACUUGUUAAUAUCAGUAGUAAGUCUUUUGGGGGGAAUGGGAAUUAUGUUGUACAGUUAGCAUAUAUUAAAUUGGUGCUUAUUUUCCUUGUAUUGUAAUGUUACAUAUUUACAUAUGUUUUUCAACAAAUUUCCCUAAACAGAUUAUUAUUAUUAUAAUUCAUUUUAUUUUAGUCUUGUAUUUAUAGCAACUUUUCUGUUUUAUUACAUUUUGCUUUAGUCAUUAAUUUUGAGUUUAAUUAAUCCGUGUUAAGUCCACUUAUAUGUUCACUUAAUAACUUUAUUAAUUUUUUUUUGUUGAUUCGUUGAUCUAGAUGAAGCAGGUUUAUUAAUAUUUUUGGUUGGUUAUGUUUUUAAUAGCUUGUUAAUCAGUAUUUAGUGCAGAUUUUCAAAUGCUUGGGCAAGAUAUAUAUAUUUAUAUAUACUUGAGAACAAAAGUGUUUUACUUUUGUUUUUUGGUAUUAUUAUUUUUCUUUAUUAUUUUUGAAAAAACUUUACUAUUAAUUACACUUUUCAUAUACAAAAAAAUAUAUGUUUAAUCAUAAUUUGCAAUGUGUGUUUUUCAUUUCACCCCACUGUUAACUUUUAAUUAUCAGUAUGAAAUUUUAAUCAAUACACAACCAUGAUCAGAUUGUGUGUUUUGUUAGAGUAGUUCCAGUUACUUUUCAAUUUUUUAUUUGCAUAAACUUAACAGGCAUAUAGUAUCGAUGUAAGAUUUAUUUUUAGCUUGUACUAAAACUAAAAUCUGUCAAAAUUUUAGGGAUUCAUCUGUAACAUUCAAAUUAAAUUUAUUUCUUUCUAAACUUAAAAGGUUAUUGAAUAUUAUUUGAAAUAUUAUUUGAAAUACAAAAGUGGGUAUCAUUUGCAGUAGUAUAAAAAUAAGAUGUGAGACAAAUCCACCAUUGACCAAUUUCAUGUCGGUUUUAUCAGUAAUAGAAGAGAUUUUAACUAAAUUAUGUUAUUUUAAAGUAAACCUAGUGAUACAUUCGAAUAAACAAUUCAAAAUGUUAUAUAUAUAUAUUUAUAUAUAUCAACCAUUCCUCCUAGAAGGAUAGUCGUGAUAUCUUGUUGAACUUGCAUUCUGAAAAUGAUUGAAGUUUUUGGCAGAAGCACCUUUGGUUUUCUUUGGCAAAAAGUCAUUUUAACCUUCUAGUGAUUGUUAAGCAAAAUAGAAAAGUAACUGGAAACUUGACAGCAUGGUGUUUAUAUACCUGUAUAUUUUCAGAAGCACACCGACAAACAAAUGAAAAUCUAAAUGCUAAUGUUGCAAUAUAAUGGUUGAUUUGAAGUUUUAAUCAAUUAUUUAUUUAUCCAGGAAAUAAUUACCUGUUUUAGGGAAAUUCAAAUUUAAGUUUACAAGUAUAAUCCAAUCUUAAAAACAAUUUAUAACAAUGUGCUUUUAUUUUUUGUCAUUCCUAGUUUUUUGUUUAAUUUUGUAAAUGACUUUUGCAAUUAUAUACAAGUUGAUUCAUGUUUAAUUAUAUUAUACAUUUACUUUUUUCUCUGCACAUUAUUCCUGGCUGGUUGCUGUAUAUAUAUAAACAUAUAUAGAUGUACAACUAAUACUAUGCUGAAUUGUACAUAUAUUGCACAUCCCAAUUAACAUUUGAAGUAAAUAUUUAUGUACACAUUGCACAUGAAAAACAGUCUUGUAAAAAUUAAAAAAGGAAGAUUUGCAGGGAAACACCAUACAGGCUGAAAUGUUUUCAGCUUUGAAUCAACUUCAAGGUAGAUUUACAAUGUUGGAUAAAUUGCUCAGAGGUAAGCUGUUCUAAACAUGCUAUUCUAAAACUUAUAAAAUUGAGGUCAAACAGCUACUAAAUUUUCAAUAAACUGUUUUUGUGCACAUUGAUACCAAAUGUGGACUAUUUGAGGAUUCCAACAUUUUUUUUCUCAAUAAAAUAUAAUAAUGUCAUUGCAAGACUUAUAAAACUCAAAUUUACCAAUAAUGUCAUAUUUUAUUUCUUUGAAACCAAAACUAAUUUUAUUAUCUGCUGUCAAUUUGGUAAGUGCUGACCUGUAAACAGAUUUCUUUAAAGCACUUGAUUACUACCACAAAUGUUCUGAGAUUAAAAGAAUAGCAUGUUUGGACCUAUUUUGUUAUAUGUUUAGGUAUUUACUAUACUGAUGUGAUAUUUUUCAUGGACCAUAUCAGGAUUCUAUUUAGCUUUUAACAGUAUUCAUUCCAUGUAUAUAUACACUGUAUUUUUCACAUGUAUUGUUAUAUUCAGCAACCUCAAUAUUUUUCUGAUCUACAUGUAUGCAUUUUUGCCAUGUUCUUAAGGUAAAAAAAAUAUAUAGGUACUGCCUCAUUUGAGGAAACAAAAAAGAGAAAAGACAAAAUUUUGUCCCAUUUACAGACAAAUAUUAAAAUAAGAAAUGCAAUACUUAAUAAAAAGUAUUUUGUUAAUUUUUAUAUCACUGUGGAAUUUUAAAGCCACUCAAAACUUGCCAUAUGUUAACUUUUAUAAACUAUUAAGACAGCAAAUAAUCUUCACCUUAAAAUUUUAAAUUCAAGUUAAUCCAGAAAUUAUUUCUUAUAUCCUGCUAUUGCAGGGAAGUUUAACUUGCUUUAGACUGAGACCCACUAUAAUAUAAUGCACAAGUGUGUUAAGCAUUUAUAUACAAUACAAUAGCUGGGAAAUGAGUAAUAUUAAGUUUUUAUGAUUGCUUCAGUGCAGUGUUGAGGACUGAUCUUAUAUAUGAUAGGAGUAGGUAAAAAAAAGAAUGUUUUUGAUUGGCACUGUAGGGAUUUACAACAAAUUCAGGGUAUAUUUUAUACAUGUUUUAUUAGAAAUCCAGAUGUAAAUCAUAAAAAGAAAAAUGAUAGUGUGUCAUUCUGUUAAAAGACUGAAACACUUCAGAAGUUAAAGAAGUACUUCCACAGCUGAUGAAUUCAAAAGAUAUAAAGAUAAUUCUGUUUGUGCUUGAAAAAAUUCUAUUCAACUUCAAGAUUAAAAUUUGAAGGAAGGUUUUCAGUAGUUGACUUUGUACUGUAUUUGAAAAUUUAAUAGGAUUCUAGUUUCAAAAUUGUUAUGCAAUCAAGGGUUUAUACAAUUUCUUAGUUAAAAAUGAUAUCCGAUAUUGUUUUACUUCAGAAAAAAGUGCCAAUGUUUAUUUUUUAUUAGGUGAAAACAGCACCAAUAAUAUUCAUUAACGAAACAAGAUGGUUUCAGAUUAAAUCUUGUUAGUAGAAUAUUUUUGUUGCUGAUAUGUUGUUUACUUUUGAUAUGUUGGAUUUUAUUGUUUCAUGUUUAUUAAGAAAGUUUUUUCUUAGUUUUUAUUAAUAUAUAUUUUUUUCAACAAUACUUACAUUAGUGAAUCAUUUUCGAUACAGAUUUUCUUGAACAUGAAAAACAACUUCAAAAUUUGUCUUACUUUUAUAAUAUCACCAUUUUAAUGUACAAAAUGAAUUUAUGAAAUGUGCAGUGAGAAAAGUUAGUUACCUACUGAACAAAGUAAUCUAGACAUUUUAAUUUGAUCUACAUUUUCAUUUGGCUAAAAUAAUUUUUCUGACCUCCCUCGAAUUAAAGGUAGGUAACUUGCAUCUGAUUCUCAUUAUUUGAUCUCAUAUUGUAAAUUUGCUGUAUUGACGUUGCUUUCUUUUUUUGGUGUAACUUGUAUGUGAAGUAAUUAAUUAUUUGAAAAGAAGUUUACAUCCCUAAAUGUGAUAUCCAAACAUGACAGCUAGCGACAGGAAUAAGUUUUUAAUACAUUAUACCUAUUUUAUCAGGGUUUUUCUGAAAUUUUUAUUCAAAUAAUGCAAUGUUUACUAUAGAAAUUCAGAUAAAAAAUGUUGCAUUUAUACAAGCACCUUACAGAAUGCAUUUUUAGUUCACCAUCCAAUUAAAAUUAUCAAUUUGCAGAAUAAAAAUAAAUGACUUAUUUGCUUCAAAAUUUAUUUAAAUUGCCAAAGAAACAUAAAAUAUCCAUUAUAUUUAUGUCCAGAAUAUUUCAAACAUUUUACAGAUGUGUAUAAAAAAAGUUCAUAAGCAAAUUAAAAUUGCCUUUUGAUCAAGAAAUAUUGUUUCUAAAGAAAUUAUUUAUUUUUAUAAAUUACUGUAAAUGCAAUAACAUAUUCAAAUAUACAUGUAUAUCUUCAUAUCUUUACAAACAUCUGUAUCCAAAAUGAUAUUCAAACCUGCAGAUAGAAAAACUAUUAUAUAUAUAUAGAGAUAUUUUUUUACCAUCAAUUCUGGGAUUAAUGCUUUUACCUGAAGAAUUUAUUUCAUAUCCAUGUAUGGUGCAUGAAAUAUAUGUAUGUAUACUCAGCAUUAUAUUAGUUAUUGAAUCCAACCUAAAGGGAAUAAUUGUGAAUGUUUACACAAGUAUUGACAUAUUUAAUUAAUAUUUUUGAAUGAAAAAUUACAAAAAAAUCAUUUUAUAAUUUCCUAUUGUUUAUGUCCAGGAAAUUGUAUGCAAUUGGAAUAAAGGUGUUACAUU